AUGGAAGCAGCAGCUACUAAGCGAACACAGAGUCGAUGCCGGGAAUGGGAACGAGCUAGGCGUAACAAAUUCAACGACGCAAUAAAUAAACUUGGAGAAAUUGUCAAAGCUAUACAGAAAAGCAAUAACCCAGAGGAUUGUGAAGAUGUACAGUAUCCGAAAGUUGAAAUAAUUCAGAAGGCCAUAAUAUACUUAAAUAAUUUUGUCCAGGAGAAAACACAAUGGAAAGCAGAAAUAUUAGCCUUACAAGUAGAGCUUGAUACUGAAAAGAGUAAGAAAUCACAGACAAAAGAUGCAUCGACUCAAAUUUGCAUCAACUUAAUCAAAAAACGUAAAGAUAGCAAAUAUGUAAAGCUCUGCAGGUUGAAGAAAUGUAAAAACAAACAAGAAAAGCCACUAAUUAAGAUACCUCCUCCUGUAGAAACUGCGACAAAGUUACCAAUACUCCUUCCAAGAUCUAAUAAAAAGGGUCCAGAAAACACGAUAGUGGUACUGCCAGCAGCGCCAUACAUAUUUCCUCAGAGACCACUGUUGUUCCCAUCCGUACCGCCCGCCAUAGUUUUAAUAGACCAAAAUUUACAAACACUAAAUAAAGCAACAGUUCCUAUAGUUAAUAGAAAUAAUGGAGAUAUCACAAAGACCACAAUGGUUAAUAUUCUUCCAAUAUCAGCAUACUCCCGUCCACUUUCGGCCACCAAAAGUAAAAAGAGUAAUGUUAAAUUAAAAAAUGAUAUUAGCAAAAAAUCAACAAAAAAGAUUAAAACUGUUGGUACUGUAAAAGAAACACCAAAAACUGCAGACAUUAAAGACAAUCCGGUGGUGUCCAAGGAAAAUAAAACCACUGAAUGUUCCAAUAAUGAAACUAAACAGAAUGAUAAACUAGUCUUAAGUAAAGAUAAAAAAAUCGAAAGCAGUAAAGUCGUAACGACAGACCAACCAGCUAAAGCAGAUAAUAUUCAAAAUGAAGUAAAUACACAUAUUGGAAAAUCAGAUAGUAAGACAAAUGCUCCUGAUAAAGUAAGCAGUAAAACUGGGGACCAUGAAAUGUCUAACAAUAUUGACAAACCAACGUGUACAGAAACAGUCGCUAAAGAAAUGCCAACUCCUAUAGUGGCAUCAACAGCGACAGCAACAAUAACAGAUACUAAUAAUGUACCUAAUACAAAUGAAGCCAACAAACCUAAUAAAAUAUUAAAUGAAAAAGAAAUUAUACCUGAAAGUAAAGAAAGUUCAAAAUUGCCUAACAUUUUACCUUUGGAUACAACAUUAUGUGAUAAUGUUGUUGAUGGAGGUAACGCUCGUCUUGAACUUGCGGAAGAAUUCCUAGCUACUUCGCCCACAGCCGCAUUUCUUAUGUCUUUCCCACUAGUCAGUGGAAAUAGGGCAGAUAGUCCUGCCGAAGAACAUGGCCACAACACAGCCCAAGCCAUCACUAAAGAUAAUAACAAAAGAACUGAAUUAGUGCCUCCACCUAUACCAUAUUUUGAGAAGCCAAGCAAUAACGAUAUUAAAGUAAAACCAGUAGCCAACAAACUUCCCGAAACGUGCAAUACUGUUAAUAAACAAAACGAACAACAAAAAUGUGUUAACGUAGUGACGAAAGAGUCCAGUAACAUAACUUCUGUAACUAAAAGCUUCAACACGGCAUCAAUGCCGAAUGUUUCCAAUGAGAACCCAUUUUUAAAUCUGUCCGCACCUUCUAUAAUUACAACCAAUUGUACAUUAGGCGAUACCACGUUUGGUUUAGAUUUUGACUGUAAUAUUAGCAAGUCGAUGCCAAGUCAAUCCACUGGCUAUGCAAGCAGUAACAACUUCUUCUAUAAGGGCGAUCCAUUCAGCAAAAGUGCUAUUUACAGUACCAGCAGUAUCACAUCCACUCAUGAAUUUAAUGGACUCGGUCUUUACCCCUGUGCCAUGGAAAAAUAUACAUCAAAAAAUAAACCUGAAUUUUCUGGUGUUGACGACAACCUUAUGAAGAUUGGAUCGUCAAGAUUGACGUACGAUAUUGACUUAGGUUGGUCACACAAGGGUUUGGAUUUUGUCAACUGUCCUACUACUACGAACACGUUCAAUAAGGACACGAUUUUAACAACUACUGCUACACCUUAUACGUCAUCGUAUAAUCCAUUUAACCCUGAUUUUCAUGUCCCGUUAGUGCCAAAUUCCAAUAAAAAAGACAACUCUAACAAGCCUACCUCAUCGUUUGCUGACACAAUCACUAGCUUUUACUCCCAACCUGCUAGUGCUAACUUAUGGACUGAAGACGCACCCUUCUAUACGAACAGCAAUAUGUCCAAAUCUUUAACUUCUAAAAACCAGACUUAUACAACGUUUGACCCAGUACAUACUAACGUAAAUGUAAAAAUAAAUACUAACAAACAUUACGAACCGAAAGUGGCUGAAGUUAGUGUGGAAAGUGGCAUAAAAACUGGCAAUAACGCCGUGACUCAACAUAUUCCCGAGAAAUACACUAAAAAGUCUCCAAGUAAAAUGCAUAUAAACUGGAUGACUUCUGAAACGAGAUCUGUGCAAAAUAAUUGCAAUCCUAUACAUCCGCAGACUAAAGAACCUCAUAAAGCAACUUACAAUCAAAUUGAUCAUCCAGUCAAUAAAAAACAGGAUCAUAACGAAGGCAAUUAUUUUCCUAUAGCGAUGCAUAACUUUCCACCGCAAGCACCUCAAGACGAGUUUCAAGUGUGGCCUUCUACAAGACCUUUGGGAACCACAGAGAUAAGCAUAGAUCCGCCGCCAAUCAACUUACCAACCUUAGUUGGUGAUCUAGCCCUAGGUCCUCAUGAUAAGAAUAGAAAAGUGGAUGCAACUAAUCGUGGAGUACCACACAGUGACAUUCAGAACUGUGGUAAUUUUCUGUCAGUCACUCAGCUUAUGAAUCGUUCGACUGAUAAUAUGCAUUCCCGGUAUCAAAUUCCAAAUAUUGACACUUCGAAAACUGGCAGUGGGAAACAAAAUACAAACCACUUCACGAACGACAACAAUCGUAAAACUAUGCCACACUUAGAAAAUCAUAUGUCACAACCGUGUUAUGUGUUUAACGAUCCGAAAUUAGUAAAUACCUAUGAAACCAUGACACAUAGUCAAUUUGCGCCAACUAAAACAAAGUCCAAUAGUAAAACCGAAAAGUCUUCAAAAACUCAAAAGAACAACAACUACUCAACGGAAGCAAUAUUAAGAGGAGCGAACGCAACGCAAAAAAUUCAAGAUAAUACAACUAAAUUCAUGAUGGCACCUCAGAAAUACACAGAUUUCACUACCCCACAAGAUAGUGCUGUAGCUCAAGUUUCUCAUUUCCCACCAAUUCUGGAUUACUCCGACAAUAGUUACGCUUCACAACAAUUUUCAGGAACGACAUUAUACAAUACCACUACCAAUACCAUGUCAAAUUCUUUUUACACAAACUUUAUGCCUGGCAGUAGCAACUUGAUGUCAAGUAAUUAUGCCAGUGGACCAUUCACUGGCGACUUUAUUGAUUACAAUCAGUCAGCCGAAUGCAAUUAUGGGAAUCAUAAAUAUGAAGAACUGAAAAUGAGAAAUAAUCCUACAAUGUUCCAAUCUGAGAAAGUACCUCCCACGUAUAAAAGUUCGAGGAGAGAAUCGGCAACUAAACAUAAACUUGAAUGUUCCAAAAAAGAAUCGAGUAAAAAGUAUCAAAGCAAAAAAGCAAAGAUCACUAACGAGGUGGAAGAAUGGAACGAUCCACAUUUGUUCUGGCAAAAUAAGACAUUGAAUAAGAAGCAUCCGAAUUUAAUGGGUGAAGAGUUACCUUUCCCGAACUACGUGGGCAAUCAAAUGCCUUCGCAGUACCAGGCAGACUUCUUCAACAGUCACCUGAUGCCUGCAAACGUACAGGGUAUGGGGCACAACGUGGACAGAUCAUUGGCCAGCUUUCCUGUUACGUCCCGAGCCAACUUCAAUUUGAGUACUAUAUUUCCAGAAAUUACUAUGGUGAGUGUUUCAGUGUAA
Spodoptera littoralis (African cotton leafworm) is the source of this 3981-nucleotide messenger RNA. NCBI's taxonomy places the organism in Eukaryota, Metazoa, Arthropoda, Insecta, Lepidoptera, Noctuidae. The record is from the annotation of a GenBank genome assembly.